Messenger RNA from Oncorhynchus gorbuscha (pink salmon), 4917 nucleotides. RefSeq names its product methyltransferase-like protein 25B. The record is from RefSeq and is a predicted model, not a curated record. Gene Ontology annotation, biological process: rRNA modification. Gene Ontology annotation, molecular function: rRNA (adenine-N6,N6-)-dimethyltransferase activity. NCBI's taxonomy places the organism in Eukaryota, Metazoa, Chordata, Actinopteri, Salmoniformes, Salmonidae.
CCGGUUCAGAGGUCGUGUUGUGAGGAAGAGCUACAAACAAACACUACUUAUCGUCGUUAUAUAAAACUAUUUCAAUCGGUUGUAAUAUUGUAUUGUUGAAAUGUUUAAUGUUCACAAUUUAUAACCGGUCAGUUGCCAAUUUGACGGUCGAAUGAUGUGCUCACCGACACUUUCAGAAGAGCAGCAAAGAGAGUUGGCAAGAAAGCUUACAUAUUUUCUGUCGACAUACAAACACAUCUCCGAUUCCUUCAUAAUUGAAUUCUUCAGUGAGGAUCUAUGGGCUACAUUGCCUACCAGAUGGCAACAGAUCCUCUGUGACCUGUCACCCCCACAAAUAGCUGACCUCCUAUUGGACAGAUUGAAUGUGAAUAGAAGCUACUCUUGUGUAUGGCCUCUUUCACUAUUGGCUUUCCGGGCCACCGCGCAUGCCCUGACAUUCCCCAGGACACCACAGGGCAAGCGGAGACAUGAAGUGGGCAUGCUGAAGCCAGAGGAGUUCUUGGAGAACAAGAGUCAGAGCUCACUGCUGGGACACAUAUUUAGGAAACAUGUGAAACCCAAGAAGCAGCAUGAGAUCCGGAGUCUGGGAACGUUGGUGAAACAGCUUUGUGACCUGACAGACUGCAAUAGUGUGGUGGAUGUGGGUUCUGGACAGGGCCAUUUGACUCGUUUCUUGUCUUUUGGGCUUGGUCUGUCUGUGACUGGAAUUGAGGCUGAUCCCACUCUAGUUUCCAUGGCAUCCAAAUAUGAUGGACAGCUUCUGUGGAUGCUGGAGAAGGAGCGGCAGAGGAAGAAUGGACCUCCGAUCUCUAGAUCUGGCCCCUCACCCUGCCAUGUGGCUGGCUGGGUCAACCCCAAAGCAUCAUGGAAAGACUUCGUCAAGCAGGUAGGAAAUGGUAAAUGUGUCUGUGAGGAUCAGACCGCUCCGGCUGGAUCCAGUAAGAAGAGACAGCGGGAGUCCAUGUCAGAACAUGAUCAGCAACAUGGUCAUGGAGACCAGCCUGUGUUGACUACAGAAUCAGAAUUCCUGGGUUGUUCAGACAAUGGCCAGGCUGCAUCCCCCAAGAAUAAUGACAAUACAUGUACAAACUCUUUUACUAGUGUAAAACAUGAACCCCGGUCUAACUCACUCUUGUUUCCAAAACGUCAAUGCAACACUGAAGCCGGGCAAGGCCCAUAUGUCCACCCACUCUGCCAAGAGAGUUCAUCCACAGAAGUUGUCUGCCCUGUAGAAGAGGGGCAGGAAUGUCCAGAUUUUAUCCUAACGGGCCUCCAUGCCUGCGGGGACCUCAGUGCCACCCUCCUUCGCCACUUUGCCAGCUGCCCUCACGUUCGUGGCAUCACCUCCGUGGCGUGCUGCUACAUGAAGAUCACCACCAGUGAGAACCCCAACCCCCCUGGCCUCAUAGCCCCUCCCCUAUCCCCUUUGCCCACCAGUGAGGCAUCUCACUUAGAGUUUGGCUACCCAAUGAGCUCCUGGGUGCAGGGGUUGCCGGGACACCAGCUGUCCUAUAAGGCGCGGGAGGGGGCGUGUCACGCCAUAGAGGACUACAUGCACAGGCUGCGGGAGGAGAGUGGGUUGCUAAGGAUGCACUGUUAUCGGGCAACCCUAGAGACAGUUAUCAGGGAGGCGAAGCCAGAGCUGCGCAGGCCGGGAGUCCAGGCAAUAAAGAAAGCACAUCUACUACCCUUUACAGAGUAUGCUCGUCUGGGUCUGCCCCGCGUUGGCCUGCCCCCUGACCUGCCCCUGGACACCUGCAGAGUGGAGGCCAUGCUGAGGCAGGAGGGUCGUGUGGUGGUCUACUUCAGCCUGGCUCUGCUACUGGCACCGGUGGUGGAGACACUGGUGCUGCUGGACAGGAUGCUAUACCUGCAGGAGAAAGGUAUAAAGAGUCAGCUGGUGCCACUCUUUGACCCUGCGUUCUCUCCCCGAAACCUGGUACUGAUGGCUUUGAAGCAGCCGACAAGGGACAAAGAGACUGAGUGCACCCUUCCGUAACCAAGGACACCUCUAGAACCGUGUGUUGUGUUCAGAGUUUACACCCUUACUCAUUGGUGCUCAAGGACUUGAGUGUAAGUUUAGAAGUGAGUAGCUGUCUGAAUAUCCAUACUAGCGUACUACAUACUUCAACUGUAUACUAUGUACUCAUUGUCACAAACUAUUUUGCACGUACUGUCUGAAUAGAAUAGUAAUGGAGUUAUAGUUGUCUUGAUGUCCUUUGGGUUGUGAACCAUUCUUGAUACACGUGGGAAACGUGUGUGAAAAACCCAGCAGUGUUACAGUUCUUGACACAAACCUGUGCACUUGGCACCUACUACCAUACCCUGUUCAAAGGCACUUAAAUCUGGUUUUUGUUUCAUUAACAUAUUUAGUCAAACCCAAGUGCAUAUAUAAAUGAAAUCAAAUACCCUAGUACACACACAAACUUUUCAAAUGUUCAAAUCGACAAAAAAAAACGUAGUCAGGUGCAUCGCAAAUUCAAAACUGCUGGACAGCAACAUAACUAAAGCACUGAUAAUUGGGAAUGACAUCGGAACACUGAGAACAGAAAUCCACUUUGGGUAAUAAAAAAUAUAAAAAUUAAAAAGAUGUAGCCUAUGACGCUACACUCAUGAUCACUUUAAAGAGAACAAAAAACUACUUGGCAAACAUUACAUUUGAACACCACCGCAGAAGCGUUGCUAUUCAGCAUCUUCCUAAUUAAGUUGUUUAAUUUUGUUAGGCCCUAGUUCUAAGUAGCCAAUCACUCACAGCCCCCCUCUUCCAAUGUAUUGUGGAAAAAUGUGCAUUGAAUUCAACUAGAUGAGCUGAAAUGUGUAACAUUUAAACCAUACUUGAUAUUUGAAAAUUGCAUACUAUAAAACUUUGUUUUCCCAUACUGAGAAUGCAUCAUGCAAAAUUGCAUUGUUUCAUGUUAUUGGUUAAUUUUGUUAGCACAUCCCCAUAUCUGGUUGUCAAAGCUUAAAUAAGGAUAUCUGGCUAUUUAAAGUAUACUUGAUUUUCAAAAUGUUGCAUACUGUUUUUUGCAUAAUCAAAAUAUUUAGGAUGCAAGUAUGGGUAUUCAGACAUGGCCAGAGUCAAAUUACUAAUUUCAAUGUGGAAAGAAGGGCACGCAACCAUACACAAAGCAAUUGCUUUUUCAUAUUCAUGUCUGGACAAACUUGUGUUAAUGGAAUGUGCCCCUUUUCUUUCAAAUUGUGUAAAUGAAGACUAGUAUUUAGACUUCACCAGAUGAAUCGUUAUUUUCCAAAGCCUGUUUCCAGUAGUCAUUGUUCAUGAAUUUUUUCAGGGAUUGACACAUUAGUCACUGACACUCAAAAUCGACCUGUAGUUUUGAAGGAAGGAUUAGUCCAACGUAUUUCACACAGCAGCCAUACACGAAACCCCUGACCUGUUGCUCAGUGCACGCUCAUUUUAAGCCGGCAAGCUCUAGACGUCUCAACCUUAUCCACAGACCUUGUUUGUUGGUGCUAUUGUUCAAUUUAUUCAACCCGCUAGAGUUACACCAAGUACAUCGUGAUCAGCCACAUUUUAUAAGAACAGUCGCCACAUACCAUUGGUCGUAUCCUACUUGUCCAUGACUCAUGACCACAAAUGUGCCAUAUGGACAGUAUCUUGAUGUACCUCUAUUGAACCAAAAAUAGUUUGAAUUUUACAGUCUGCACCACACAUGCGUUUGUUACAGGGCGUGUUUAACACAUGACUGAAGCAUCCUGACUUGGGCCUCAGACGCCAGUAUUAAGUUCAGACUGCAGUGUUCUGUUGCUGCCAGUCCCACACACUAGAUUUAUAGCAAGCCUUGCAUGUAAUUAAGAUUGGCUGGCUGGCUGCAUUCUAAUCAGUCUGCUGUGGGAGAACUGUUUGUUUUUAGCCAAACAGAAGGAGUUAUGCAUUUCAGUGCAAAUCCUUCACGAUAAUGUUGGGUGCAGUUUGCCAUGUUUAAGCAUAGGUAGCAGACCAGGGGCCAUAUGUAGAGUCUCAGUAAAAGUACUGUUCUAGGAUCAGGUCUAUACUGUCAAUGUAAGCUUAGUCAUUGUGAUCUAAAAGGCAUAACUGAUCCUAAAUCAGCACUCCUGGGAAUUUAUUCAUACCGCCCCAGAUUAUACAUGCAAAAGACAUGUACCGGUAAUGUGCACUCAAGUCUACGAUGAGCCAAGUUUAACAUAUUUAGACAGCAAUCACCUUUAUUGAGCUGAGCAGAAUGUUAACUACUAGUGCAAUGAGAGUGUGAUAGUACACUGAAAGUGGUCAGUUCAUUGCAGGAUUCUCGACAGCAGCAAUCAUUUUACAACAGUCAAAAGAGCCUUUGUUAGAAAUAACCAUUAUGUGAGAAUAUUGAAACCUUUGCGGGUUUCUGUCAAAAAGUAUUUUAAAAAAUGAAAGCAUACAUGUUUGUUUUAUUAACAAGAAAUAAUGAGUAGAACGCAGAGGUCACAGACUGUUUCCAAACUCAUUCAUUCAGGCUCUCUACAAAGAACUCGUUACAGGCCACGGUCAGCGCAGCAACCAAGAUGACAAACUCCUGAAAGUCCACUUCGCCAUCUUUGUUUUCAUCCAGAUCACUCAUGAUCUUCUCUACUACCAUAGGGUCCUUACUUGCCUGAGGGAGAGGAGUAGGAAUGGUUAAUGAAAUGUAGGUCCAGACCAGAAGCAGCCACAUGACUCUUGGAACAGUUGUAGAUAUGAAAUAAUUGGAAUAGACAAUACACAGAAAAUUGCACAAAGCCAAUCAGAUGGAAAGAUCGAUGUCAUGCCAUAUUGUUAUACCCGUGAAAUAAUUUCAGAUUUAAGAAAUGUCUAGGUGAUAAGCGUUGUUUCUAGACAAGGCCAUAGAAUUAUUUAAAUUAUUCUAGUAGAAUAUGUCUUGAAGGUGAUGGGUCCCACAACUGUUCAAUAAAUCAAGACUUCCCCAAUAA